GCUUGUUGGCGGUGCCACAAAACUCAGCGCUUCAGUUUGUACGGUUACUUUGGAGGAAUCUCUUUCAUGGCGAAGAGCAAGUCUCUGGAGUUGGUGCCCAAAAGCAGCGGUUCCAAAAGGAAGAAAAUUAGCUCAGAUGAGACAGAGGUGUGUGUUGAUGAGGAAUUGGAGAGAAAAUUGAAGAAGAAAAAGAAGAAAAAGAAGAAUACCGAAAUAGAGGAGCCAACACUGAUAAUUCCAGAAAUUCAAAAUGAACCAGACUGCAAAAAACAGGGAAAAAGCCAUAAACUCAAAGACAAAGAAAACACCGAACAAAAAAAGAAGCGGAAGAAGGCGAAAAAAGAGGAGAUUGUGGAGCCGCCUGCACACCUCGAGGAAGUGGAGGAGGUGAUGGAAGGCGAGGAGGACUUGAGUCCAGAGGAGCGACGGGUCCUGGAGCGAAAGCUGAAGAAGAUCCGUAAGAAAGAGGAGAAGAAGAAGCUCAAAGAGGAGGACAAAACAAAGGAUAAAGUCCAGGAAUCUAGGCCCAUUGAACCACAACAGGCCUUGGAUUACCUGACCUGCUGGGCAGAAAACAGGAAGGUGUGGAAGUUUCAGAAGACCAGGCAGACGUGGUUGCUGCAGCACAUGUUUGAUUCGGACAAGGUUCCUGACCAGAGCUUCUCCGUACUCCUGUUGUACCUGGAGGGACUGCGUGGGGGCGCCAGAGACACCACCAUCCAGAAGGCAGAAACCCUCGUUAAGGAGCUGGGAGCCACUCCAGAGGACGAGGACGCCCGGAAGAGGAUGCAAAGAGCCAGAGAGGUCGUCCAGCUGCUCUCCUGACCUACAAAACACCACAUGCAGCUGCCUGUCUCAAAUAGUUCGCUUAUUUAUCAGUGUGGGCCCCAGGCUACUGUUACCCCUCUCAUUUCAGAAUUACAUAUGUCACUGGUAAUACCCAAAAAGCCUUACAAAACAAGUUUUAUAUUUUAAUACCAGACUUUGAGAUCACACGACUGUGCGUCCACGUUCUGUGUCUGAAUCUGUUAAUAUCCUGUCCAUAUCGUCAUGAUCCUGAUAUGCUGAUUGCUGUGGCUGGACUGCAGCCUAACUGUGUAGAAUUCUGACCAAAAAGUGACUUUCAUAUCCGGGUCUGGAGAACUUCUCACAGGGUGAACAUAACCAGAUUCACAGGCAUCCAAAUGUAUUAGGUAAUGUGAUUAGUUUUAAUUGCUUCAUAUUGGUUUCAUUUCAUUUUUCUAUCUUUUAUUUCCUGGAUACUCACAAGCGUUGGGUCCCCGUCUUCAAACUGUAUAAUAUGAAUAGGCUGUUGAUAAAAUCAAAUCCUUUUUGUAAGAUUGUAAUAAAGUAUAGGAAUCUGGGACAAAGCUGUCUAAAUGACUGUAUUCAUGUUUUUUUCGGAUUUUUUUAAAAAAUUUUUUUUACAUGUGCAGUCACCAGCCGUUUCUUUUCACCUGACAGUGAGGAGUUUCGCCAGG
Molecule: messenger RNA, 1481 nt
Organism: Lampris incognitus (smalleye Pacific opah)
Lineage: Eukaryota; Metazoa; Chordata; Actinopteri; Lampriformes; Lampridae
Gene: chlsn
Exons: 6
Coding region: 67-825 (252 amino acids)
Source: RefSeq, a predicted model, not a curated record